AUGUCCAUAACGUGGUGGACAUAUGGAACAGAAUUUCGUCAUUUACCCCAGCCUUUCUCGUCUGUUCAUAAACUACUGUUGUUUUUUGAGUUUGGUCAUAUAAUUGCAGGAGAUGAGCUCCUUUCUGAUUCAUCCUCACACACAGAAAUUGCUAAUGGCAUGCUAUGGGAGGUAGAAGGAAAGUGGGUUGUUCAAGGAACAAUUGACGUAGAUAUUGGUGCGAACCCAUCUGCCGAGGGUGCUGAUGAAGACGAUGUAAGAUCAUUUGGUGGGCCGACGAAGGUGUUGACGAUCAAGCAGUUUGUGACUUAUAUGAAGCGUCACAUUAAGGCAUUUACUCCCAAGUUGGAUGAGGAGAAGCAGGAACUAUUCAAGAAACACAUUGAAGAAGCUACCAAAUUUCUCCUCUCUAAGCUUAAGACCUUCAGCUGUGAGUGUCUGGCUUUGAGCUGGAUGGGCGCUUUUGAUACUGAUGUCGUUGCAUUGAAUUAG
Molecule: messenger RNA, 492 nt
Organism: Nymphaea colorata (pocket water lily)
Lineage: Eukaryota; Viridiplantae; Streptophyta; Magnoliopsida; Nymphaeales; Nymphaeaceae
Product: translationally-controlled tumor protein homolog
Exons: 3
Coding region: 1-492 (163 amino acids)
Cellular component (GO): cytoplasm
Molecular function (GO): calcium ion binding
Source: RefSeq, a predicted model, not a curated record